Molecule: messenger RNA, 1394 nt
Organism: Lolium perenne
Lineage: Eukaryota; Viridiplantae; Streptophyta; Magnoliopsida; Poales; Poaceae
Molecular function (GO): protein binding
Source: RefSeq, a predicted model, not a curated record
GGGUAUACAUGGCUUCCAACUCCAUCCGCUUGUUUCUCUGCUCCAUCCCUUUGAUUUGGCAUGCAUGGGGAGAGAGGACCAAUCUGGGACAAGGCCGCGCCAGGGACUCGCAUAUUUUGAAGCACAGAUCGAAAAGACACUGCUAAUCGGUCGAGGAGGAAAUUAAAAGAGGAGGAGGCGAGAGAUCGAAACUAAUUUCCCUUAACCAAAUCCGAACAUCCUCGCGUCAAGUCGCGUCGCCAUGAGCAGCGCCCAAGAGAAGCCGGAUCAGUUGUCAGCGGCGGAUCAUGAGGGAGAUGGUCAUGAGGUGGAGGCGGUCCAGGACGAGGUCGCCGCCAUCGUGGAGCUGGUGACGGAGCUGAAGCAGGAAGGCACGACGUUGUUCCGUCUGCGGGACUACGACGGCGCCGCCUUCAAGUUCGACGAGGCGAUCCGGCUCUCGCCCAGGGCCCCGCGCGCCUACGACGAGAACGACAUCGCCUCCCUCCACAGCAACGUAGCGGCGUGCUACAUGCACAUGAACACGGGGCAGUGCCCCGAGGACGAGCACCACUACCACCAGGCCAUCGACCGCUGCAACAUGGCCCUCGAGGCCUCGCCCAGGUACACCAAGGCGCUCCUCAAGCGGGCGCGCUGCUUCGAGGCGCUCGACCGCCUCGACCUCGCCUGCGUCGACGUGCAGGAGGUGCUCACCCUGGAGCCCAACAACGCCGUCGCGCUCGAGCUCCUCGAGAGCCUUAGGGAGGAGAUGGAGGAGAAGAAGUUCCUGCUCGAGCAGGAGGCCAGGUCGCUCGACGAUCUCAUCAAGGUCAUCUCCGCCAGCGAGAAGGUGGCCAAGCAGUUCAGCACCGUCGCCAGCAGCGGGAAUAAAGCCGAUGCUGCCGCCGUUGUCUCGACGGAAGAAACGGAUGCCCACGAGAUCUUCCAUGGAGAACAUGAGGACGAGCACGCCAGCUUCAACGACAAUGACGGGCAAGAAACACCACACGGCUCGUCCGAGGAGGACCAUGUUGGUGAGAGUGAUCAGGACAAGCAAGGAGAUCAACAUGGAAGCAUGGACGACAGCAACGCAGAGCAUACCGCCACUGAUGGGCCACCUCGGCUGUGUGAUAGUAAGGAGCAAGUGUCGUCGUCGUCGUGCACCGAUGCGGAGGUUCGGGGACACGACUCGACUCAGAGCUUGUCACACGACCAGUAGCAUGCAGCCAGGCAACUAUAUAUAUGUCACAUAUUUAUUUGAUAAUGACCCAAAUGUCUUUAUGCAUGGCACGUUAUGUGCAAAAUCUAGCUUGAUCUCAAUCUCAAGAUGUAUAAGUUUGACUCUCCAAAUUGUAUAAUUAACAUCACUUUUACGAAAAGGAAAGUCUCCCGGCCGGUGUCUGUCUGGAUGCAAA